AUGCAUUCAUCAACUCGAGUUGCGAUUUGCGGAGCGGGUCCUUCUGGUCUUAGUCAAUUACAUGCGUUUGAAUCUGCUCGACAAUGUGGUUCACAAAUUCCUGAAAUAGUGUGUUUUGAAAAACAAAGUGAUCUGGGUGGUCAAUGGAAUUAUACGGGGCGGAUAGGAUUAGACGAAUAUUCUGAACCUGUCCAUAGUAGUAUGUAUGAAAACUUAUGGACAAUUCUACCGAAGGAAUGUUCGGAAUUUGUUGAUUAUUCGUUCGAUAAACAUUUUGGUCAGCCAUUGACAUCCUAUCCACCUCGAACUGUUAUUUUGGAUUACAUUCGAGGGUACGCGGAACAAAACAAUGUGCGUCAGUAUAUUCAGUUUUAUACAGUUGUUCGAUGGAUUUCUUAUUCUCAUGACAAGAAACGAUUUAAUGUUAUAGUCAAAGAUUUGAGAAAAGACGAAACGCGAUCUGAAGAAUUUGAUUUUGUUGUUGUGGCUACUGGACAUUUCUCAAAACCCAACAUACCAUAUUUUAAUGGAAUCGAAACAUUUAUCGGCCAAAUAUUUCAUUCUCACAAUUAUCGUUCUGCUCAUGAUUUUGUCGACAAACACGUACUGCUUAUUGGCAAUGGAUUUUCAGCAGAGGACAUUAGUUUACAGUUAUACAAGUACGGAGCAAAAUCUGUUACACUCUCAUAUCGAACUAAACCAAAAAAUUUCAAAUGGCCUAAUGAAAUCCAAGAAGUACCACUACUGGUUAAGAUUGAUAGAGAAACUGUGUAUUUUAACGAUGGCUCGUCUCAAGUAGUACAUGUAAUUAUUUUUUGUACUGGAUAUUUACACUAUUUUCCAUUUCUCGAUAAUAACCUUCGUCUAAACUCAACGAAUUGUCUAUAUCCACCCGAUUUAUACAAGGGUAUAUUUUGGUUGAAUCAGCCUCGUUUACUCUAUUUGAGUAUGCAGGUUCUAACAUUUAGUCUUAAUAUUGGCAAUAUUCAAGCAUGGUAUGCUCGGGAUGUUAUUCUUGGAAAAAUUAUCUUGCCUUCAACUAAAGACGAAAUGCAGUUUGACAUGGAACAAUGGCAUGUAAAAGAAAAAGUAAUUCAGAAUUUAUCCGAUUCUAUCGAUUUCCAAAGAGAAUAUCUUCUUGAUUUGAUCAAUGCAACGGAUUAUCCACGUUUCGAUAUUAAUCGAAUGGCUAAAAUAUUGCUCGAAUGUGUAAAAUCAAAAUUCGACAAUAUACUCACCUAUAGAGAAAAAACAUACGCUUCAACAGUAACAGAUACAAUGGCAAAACAACAUCACACAUCAUGGUUGAGCGAAAUGGAUGAUAGACUUGAAAAUUUUAUCAGAAAAUAA
This is a messenger RNA of Didymodactylos carnosus, 1350 nucleotides long. Lineage: Eukaryota; Metazoa; Rotifera; Eurotatoria; Philodinida; Philodinidae. The record is from the annotation of a GenBank genome assembly.